Bombyx mandarina (wild silkworm) is the source of this 2413-nucleotide messenger RNA. It is a transcript of the gene su(f), whose product is annotated as cleavage stimulation factor subunit su(f). The record is from RefSeq and is a predicted model, not a curated record. Gene Ontology annotation, biological process: mRNA 3'-end processing. NCBI's taxonomy places the organism in Eukaryota, Metazoa, Arthropoda, Insecta, Lepidoptera, Bombycidae. Gene Ontology annotation, molecular function: mRNA binding; protein binding. Gene Ontology annotation, cellular component: nucleus.
AUGCCGCUUCAGCUUGGUUGAGUUGUAUAAUUUUUUAAAGAAAAUUGUGUUUUUUUUAUUGUUUUAAAUCGAUUCUAACACUGAGAGUAAUGUGUCCACCAACAAACAGUACCUCAUUUACUUAAUUCUUCGAAAAACUGUUGCUCGGACUUAAAACCAGAUAGAUAACCUCAAACGUAAACUUCAAAAUGGCAUCUGUAGAUGAAAUCGCCGACAUUGAUUGGGGUAAUGAACGUCUAUCCCGCGCCCAGCGUGCAGUCGAAGCCAACAUAUACGAUGUGGACUCUUGGUCAUUGCUAGUGAGAGAAGCCCAGGCCCGAAACAUCAACGAUGUCCGAACCAUGUAUGAGAAGUUGAUAACGGCAUUCCCGACCACAGGACGUUACUGGAAAAUAUACAUCGAACAGGAGAUGAAAGCGAGAAAUUUUGAAAGAGUCGAAAAGCUCUUCCAGAGGUGUCUGAUGAAGAUAUUAAACAUCGAACUCUGGAGGCUGUACCUGAACUACGUCAAGGAGACGAAGUGCAUGCUACCCACUUACAAGGAGAAAAUGGCGCAGGCCUACGACUUCGCCCUGGACAAGAUAGGUCUGGACAUCCACGCGUACCCAAUAUGGAACGACUACGUGACGUUUCUGAAGAGUGUCGAAGCCGUUGGUUCAUACGCCGAGAACCAGAAGAUAUCCGCAGUUCGAAAGAUCUAUCAGAGAGCGGUCAUAACGCCCAUAAUAGGCAUAGAGACGCUGUGGAAGGACUAUAUAGCCUUCGAGCAAAGCAUCAACCCGAUAAUCGCCGAAAGGAUGGCCAUGGAGCGUUCACGGGAGUACAUGAACGCGAGACGAGUCUCCAAGGAGCUGGAGACGGUCACCCGGGGACUCAACAGGAACAUGCCUGCGACGCCGCCCACCGUCGACCGCGAGGAGAUGAAACAAGUGGAGUUAUGGAAGAAGUACAUAUCGUGGGAGCGCGCGAACCCCCUCCGCUCCGAGGACACGGCGCUGGUGGCGCGGCGCGUGAUGUUCGCCAUCGAGCAGUGCCUGCUGUGUCUGGCGCACCACCCGGACGUGUGGCACCAGGCCGCGCAGUUCCUCGACCACUCCUCCAAGCUGCUGCAGGAGAAGGGGGACUCGAACGCGUCCCGGCUGUUCUCUGACGAGGCGGCGGCGGUGUACGAGCGCGCCACCAGCGGCCCCCUCAAGCACUCCACGCUGCUGCACUUCGCACACGCAGACUACGAGGAGAGCAGGCUGCACUACCACAAGGUGCACCAGGUCUACACGCGCUACCUGGACACAGAGGACAUCGACCCCACGUUGGCUUAUGUACAGUACAUGAAGUUCGCCAGGAGGGCGGAGGGAAUCAAGUCUGCGAGGACCGUCUUCAAGAGGGCCCGGGAGGAUCAGAGGUCCCGGUACCACGUGUUCGUGGCCGCCGCGCUCAUGGAGUACUACUGCUCCAAGGACAAGAACAUAGCCUUCAGGAUCUUCGAGCUCGGCCUCAAGAAGUUCUCCCACAUCCCGGAGUACGUGCUCUGCUACAUCGACUACCUGUCCCAUCUCAACGAGGACAACAACACGAGGGUUCUGUUCGAGCGGGUGCUGUCCUCGGGCAGCCUCAGGCCGGAGCACUCGGUGGACAUAUGGAACAGGUUUCUGGAGUUCGAGUCCAACAUCGGGGACCUGGUCAGCAUCGUCAAGGUCGAGAAGCGGCGGCAGGGCGUGCUCGAGAAGAUAAAAGAAUUCGAAGGCAAAGAGACGGCCCAGCUGGUGGACAGAUACAAGUUCCUCGACCUGUACCCCUGCAGCAUCGCCGAGCUGAAGUCUAUAGGGUACACUGAGGUGGCCUCCAUGUCGAACAAGUCGUGGGCCCUCGGGGGGCCGCUGGCGGGGAUCUCACCGGAGCUGGCGGCCGUCAUCCUGGGGCAGAGAGACAACGAUCCUAACAAAGACAUCGCGCGUCCGGACACCAACCAAAUGAUUCCGUACAAACCCAAGUCGAACCCACUACCCGGGGAGCACCCCAUACCAGGUGGGGCGUUUCCGCUGCCGUCGAGCGCGGCGCACGUGUGCACGCUGCUGCCGCCGCCCAACUGCUUCCGGGGCCCCUUCGUGGCGGUGGACCGGCUCAUGCAGCUCUUCAACAGGAUAUCGCUCCCGGAUAAAGUGCCGGCGCCCUCGGCGGAGAACGGCUGCGACACGCGGCUGUUCGAGAUGGCGCGCUCCGUGCACUGGCUGUUCGACGACGACGGCGUCACCGCCAUCUCCAAUAAGGUCCGGCGCAGGAAGCUGGGCGACGACUCUGACGACGACGAGCUGGGCACGGCGCCCCCGGUCAACGACAUAUACAGGCAGCGGCAGCAGAAGCGCGUCAAGUAGACGGCGCGUCGGAUUGUGAAAUGAACUUUGUAAAUAAAUGA